Molecule: messenger RNA, 1324 nt
Organism: Daucus carota subsp. sativus
Lineage: Eukaryota; Viridiplantae; Streptophyta; Magnoliopsida; Apiales; Apiaceae
Product: mitogen-activated protein kinase kinase kinase 20
Exons: 1
Coding region: 112-1173 (353 amino acids)
Biological process (GO): signal transduction; protein phosphorylation
Molecular function (GO): ATP binding; protein kinase activity
Source: RefSeq, a predicted model, not a curated record
CACAAGUAAGUAACAGGACACUCUGUUUUCGUUCAUCAACAUACUCCUUAAACCCUAAACAAAAGCAAGCCAAACAACUCGUUCAGGCCAAGGAUCAUCUUCGGAUCACACAUGAACUGGGCACGCGGUGAGAGAAUCGGGCAUGGGAGCUUCGGCCAGGUGAAUUUAGCUGUGUCGACGAGCCAUGAAUUUGCUUCUUUGAUGGCGGUGAAAUCAUGCAGCCUUUUGCACUCUGCUACACUUGUGAACGAGAAGUUGAUUUUGGAGGAGUUGAGUGAAUGCCCGGAAAUUAUUCAUUGUUUUGGCGACAAUGUGAGUCAAGAAAAUGGUGUUAAAUUGUACAAUGUAUUGUUGGAGUACGCUUCUGGUGGUUCUUUAGCCAACAAGAUCAAGAAUUCUGUAUUUUCGGAAUGUGAAGUUCAGAGAUAUUCGAGAGAUAUAUUGAAAGGGCUUUAUUAUGUUCACAAGAAUGGCUAUGUUCAUUGUGAUAUGAAGCUUCAGAAUGUUCUUUUAGUUGAGGUUGGUGGAAAUUAUGUGGCCAAAAUUGCGGAUUUUGGAUUGGCGAAAAGAGGUGGAAAUUUGGAGGCUAAGUGUGAGUUGCGAGGUACGCUUAUGUACAUGUCACCUGAAAUGGUGGCUGGAGGUGAACAAGAAUCCGCGGCGGAUAUUUGGGCACUCGGGUGUUUGGUAUUGGAGAUGAUCACAGGAACUCUGGCGUGGAAAUGCCGGAGAAAGUCGGAUUUUGGGGGACUAAUGAUGAGAAUUGGGGUGGGUGAUGAGGUUCCUGAGAUUCCUAAGAAGUUAUCAAAGCAAGGGAAAGAUUUCUUGGGUAAAUGUUUUCUGAAAAAUCCGAGAGAGAGAUGGACGGCUGAGAUGCUUUUAAAUCAUCCGUUCAUUGCUGGUUACAAUGAGGCGAUGGAUGUUUCUUGUGCUUCUCCAACAAGUGCUCUAAAUUUUCCACAUUGCACCUCUUCACAAACAUCCUUGUCGCCGCAAAAAUUUGUACCGGAAUUCAUUUCACGGGAUGAAUUUGACUGGAAUUUGCGUUCAAGUUCUGCCAUUUUGCCGGAGAAUAGGAUAUAUCAGUUGGCGAGUGAUCAUCAGCGGUUUGAUUGGUCUGAUUCAGAGAGUUGGGUCCCUGUUAGAGGAGCAUACGAGUCAAACUGUUCGUGACCAUUUCCCGGUUUCAUCUUAGCUACUCGCUCGUCGCAGUUCUUGAUUUUUGUAGUAUCAAAUGUAAAUACAGUAAAUUUUGAUUGUGUCCUGACUUCAUUGAUGAGGUUUGUAAUUGUUGAGCCAGUUAAUCAGGAUUAACAUAAUUCAA